This is a messenger RNA of Seminavis robusta, 852 nucleotides long. Lineage: Eukaryota; Bacillariophyta; Bacillariophyceae; Naviculales; Naviculaceae. The record is from the annotation of a GenBank genome assembly.
AUGAUAUCCUUACUACUUUCCAAUCUGCAGUUUCUGCUGCUGCUACUGAUCCAAGCGCUCAGUAGUAGUAGUCUCGUUGUCAAUGGCUUUGAAACAUCGUCUUUACAUACACCAAGAAGAAGAUUAUUUUCCCUUUCUGCAACCACCGAUGAUGCGUUGGACUUUCGACUGGAUCCAUAUAGUGAAUUUGCCCACUCCUUGCUAUCGGAACGACUGGGCUUGUCGCCACGGCAGCAAGAACAAGUACAACAGUACUGCGAAAUGAUUGUGGAAUGGAAUCAAAAAAUCAAUCUCGUGUCACGCAAGGAUUGUUCGCUCGAAGUGGUCUUUGGACGACACGUCUUGCCCUGUUUGGCACCCACAGUAAUAGUCGAACUCGCUGAUCAUCGUGAGAACCACCAAAAAAUUGUGGAUGUGGGAACCGGCGGGGGGUUUCCCGGCAUUCCCAUGGCCAUUGCGCUGCCCUCCUGCCAGUUUGUACUUGUGGAUAGUGUGGGAAAGAAAUUGACUGCCGUCCAUGACAUGGUCACUCGCCUGGGAUUGACCAAUGUGGAGACUAUGCAUGCUCGUGCCGAACAAGUCCAUGGUUCAUUUGAUUGGUGUGUCGGACGCAGUGUCGCAUCGUUGCCCAAGUACUGUGGAUGGAUGCAUCACUUGUUGAAACCAGACACGGGCAAACUACUCUACAUUAUUGGUGGGCAAGUACCCGAAGGGGCGGAACAAGACUAUGGUAUUCAGGAGUUAUUGUUGAUGGAUGGAGAUGACAACAAUAAUGCACCGGUCAUGUCGGAAAAGAGAAUACUCAUUUUUGGGGAGAACACCGUGGGAAACAUGGCGAAGCUGGAUAGUUAG